GCGUAUUCCACAACGGACAUUGUCCUGCUGCAUACCAAGCCGCCCACACUUACAUCUUAUUAUCCUCCUAUUAAAUCACCAACUUUUAUGAAAACUACCGCUGGAACAAUAUGACAUUUGGCAUUCCGCCGCGAGGAGGAAGGGGCAAAUGGCGAGGGAAAUGGAAGGGUGGUCGUUCCAAUGGCCUGCGACGACGAAUAGGAGGAUAUGAAAGAAACCAAACAACUGGAGAGGAUCCUGCUAACCGACCAGAAAAUGAUGCUUCUGGUGGAACAGAGGCUCCCAUUUCUGGACUAAACGUAGAUGGACCGUCCGAAGUGGUUGUCGAACCGUUUGUGGAAAACAUGGAUACUCUCGAUUUUCGUAAAGAGGAGGUUCGUGUACGGGAUGAAAUGGAUGAGAAGAUGGGGUUCUAUCGAUAUACGGAAGGUCCGGAGCGGCUGGGUUGGAUGGUGAAUAUGCAUCCGACGGUAUUGUUCGAUGGUGAAUGGCCCAGUGGAAAGGCAGCUGUAGAUUUGUACUUUCUGGAUGAAGAUGGCGCUUCUUUUAAGGCGACAAUCAUAUACGAGCCGUACUUUUUUGUGCUCUGCAAGCCUGGCACCGAAGCAGACGUUGAAGAGUACAUUCGACGCCGGUUUGACAAGGUCAUACUUUCCGUCGAAAGAGUUGAAAAAGACGAUCUCGAUUUGGCGAAUCAUCUUCUCGGAAACAAGCGAACGCUUCUGAAGCUGAAGUUCUGGAACGUGCAGAACCUGCUCUCUGUUCGAAAGAUGCUACUACCGGCUGUUGCUAGAAAUCGACACAAGCAGGAAACAUCUGGAGCGUAUGAUGAAGUUGCCGAAAUGACAAACCAACAAAACGCUGCGGAACAGGCAAUUCAAAAAAACCACCGAGAUGCGCUGGACUUUGUCAUAGAUCUGAGAGAGUAUGACGUUACAUAUUACACACGCGCUGCCAUAGAUUGUGACCUAAGAGUUGGAUUGUGGUACACUGUCAAAGCGUUGCAAGGGUCGAUUUUGUUAGAACCACGACCAGAUAAGGUCAAGCGUGCCGAUCCUGUGGUUCUGGCCUUUGAUAUUGAGACAACAAAGCUACCGCUCAAGUUUCCUGAUGCCACGAUUGAUGCGAUCAUGAUGAUUUCAUAUAUGAUAGAUGGCCUAGGCUACCUUAUCACAAAUCGAGAAAUUGUAUCAGAGGACAUUGACGAUUUCGUGUACACUUCAAAACCUGAAUAUCCCGGGAAUUUCACAGUGUUCAAUGAGCCAGAUGAAGAAUCGCUUCUCCGAAGAUUUUUUGAGCACGUUCAGGAGUGCCGUCCCACCGUAAUUGUGACAUACAACGGAGAUUGGUUCGAUUGGCCUUUUGUUGAAACCCGAGCGAGAGUCCAUGGCAUUGACAUGAAUGAGGAAAUAGGAUUUUCUAAGGACAAUAGCAAUGAGUACAAAUCUUACUACGCGAUUCACAUGGAUGCCCUGUGCUGGGUGAAGCGUGAUAGUUAUCUACCCCAGGGUAGCCAAGGUCUGAAGGCGGUGACAACUGCAAAGCUUGGUUACAAUCCGAUGGAAUUGGACCCGGAAGAUAUGACUAGAUUUGCUGCUGAACAGCCACAGGUCUUGGCUCAAUAUUCCGUCUCCGAUGCGGUGGCAACGUAUUAUUUGUACAUGAAAUAUGUCCAUCCUUUCAUCUUUUCUCUCUGCAAUAUCAUUCCCAUGAACCCAGAUGACGUUUUGCGUAGAGGUUCAGGAACGCUAUGUGAAACGCUGCUAAUGGUGCAAGCGUACAAAGCGAACGUAAUUAUGCCUAAUAAGCAUGUCGACAAAGUAGGCCAGUUUUUCGAAGGCCAUCUUUUGGAAAGUGAAACAUAUGUGGGAGGACAUGUCGAAGCGCUAGAAGCCGGUGUUUUUCGAAGUGAUCUGCCGGUUAAAUUUCGAUUGGUACCUGAGGCUUUCCAGCAGCUUAUCGACGAAAUAGAUCAGGCUCUCAAGUUCAGUAUUGUGGUGGAGGGAAAUCUGAAGCUUGAAGAUGUGACGAAUUAUGACGAGGUGCGAGCACAAAUUGUGGAAGCGCUCGCUAAUCUCCGCGAGAUUCCCAACCGACUGGAAAAGCCAUCGAUUUACCAUUUGGACGUCGCCGCAAUGUAUCCCAACAUCAUUCUCACGAAUCGUCUGCAACCCGAUGCAAUCGUUGAUGAAGAAACCUGCGCUGCAUGUGACUUCAAUCAGGGUCCUGGAAGUACCUGUCAGCGGAAAAUGUUAUGGUCGUGGAGAGGAGAAUACUUCCCUGCGAAGCGAAGCGAGUACAACAUGAUUCGAAAUCAGAUGCAGCAAGAAAAGUUUCCUGGGAAACUGCCUACAGAUCCUCCGCGGGCGUUCCAUGAGUUACGGCUGCACGAGCAGCAAACUCAGAUCAAAAAGCGCCUCUCGACCUACAGUCGGAAGGUGUAUAAUAAAAUCCACGAGACAAAAGUGGUGCCUAAGGAAAGUGUUGUGUGCCAGAGGGAAAAUUCCUUCUAUGUGGAUACUGUGCGAGCAUUCCGUGAUAGGCGUUAUGAGUAUAAAGGCUUGCUCAAGACCUGGAAGAAGAAGUUGGAUGAUGCUGGGACUGCGGGCGAUUUGACGAAAGUUGACGAGGCCAAAAAGCUGAUUGUAGUGUACGAUUCGCUUCAGUUGGCACACAAGUGUAUUCUGAAUUCCUUCUACGGAUAUGUGAUGCGAAAGGGUGCUCGAUGGUACUCAAUGGAGAUGGCUGGUAUAGUGUGUUUAACUGGGGCCACCAUUAUUCAAUUGGCGCGGACUCGGAUUGAGCAAAUCGGAAGACCUCUCGAACUAGAUACGGACGGUAUUUGGUGUAUUUUCCCCGCAACCUUCCCAGAAAAUUUUGCCUUCAAACUCAAAAACGGCAAAGUAUUUCCUAUAUCCUAUCCGUGUGUCAUGUUAAAUCAUUUAGUGCAUGAUCAGUUCACAAAUCACCAAUAUCAGGAGCUCGAUGAUCCUGCUCAAAAUUCAUACACGACGCGCAGCGAGAAUAGUAUCUUCUUCGAGGUAGACGGCCCAUAUCGUGCCAUGAUUUUGCCAUCGAGUACCGAGGAGGACAAGCUGUUAAAAAAGCGCUACGCUGUCUUCAAUGAUGAUGGAUCAUUAGCUGAAUUAAAGGGAUUUGAAGUUAAACGGCGAGGAGAGCUGAAGUUAAUCAAAAUCUUCCAAAGCCAGCUCUUUAAGGUGUUUUUGGAAGGAGGAACGCUCGAACAAUGUUAUGCUGCUGUCGCAAAUGUUGCCAAUCAAUGGUUGGAUGUUUUGUACAACAAAGGGGCCGGUGUUGGGGACAACGAACUAUUCGAUCUCAUUUCGGAGAACCGAAGUAUGAGUAAGAGCUUGGAGGACUACGGGGCGCAAAAGUCCACCUCGAUUAGUACCGCAAAGCGAUUGGCCGAGUUUUUAGGGGAUCAGAUGGUCAAGGACAAAGGUUUGAACUGCAAAUUUAUCAUUUCCGCCAAACCAUUCGGUCAGCCUGUUAGCGAGCGAGCCAUUCCGGUAGUAAUUUUCCAGGCGGAUCCAGGGGUCCGAAAACAUUACAUGCGAAAGUGGUUAAAGGAUCCCGGUCUGCAAACUUUCGACAUCCGCGAUAUCUUGGAUUGGAAGUACUAUAUGGAGCGAUUUGGAAGUGUCAUUCAAAAGUUAAUAACAAUCCCUGCGGCGAUGCAAGGGGUGAAAAACCCUGUGCCUAGAGUUCGACAUCCGGACUGGCUGCUUAAGCGGGUGGCUGCAAAGGAUGACAAGACAAAGCAAUACCGUAUCACUGAGAUGUUCCAGAAGAAAGCGAUCGGUGAUAAGGAGAACCGUGAAGGCGAAAAUCUGUUGGGAAAUGAAACGGUCGAUGUACAGUCCGACGAAGAGAAUGCCGAGGGUAACGCUAAUGCGAAUGGCGUCCAAGAUCUGGAAGAUAUUGCAAGAGGAAAAGAGGCGUCUGUCCUCAGAGAUGGGAGGAUCGUGCCUGUUGUACAUAAGACCUCAAAGAUCCUAGGAAAGCGCAAACAGCGGAACAAGCAAUUCUCAGCUCAAAUGGAUGAUGACGACUCGGCACUGCAGGAUCUGGAUCCGGCGGAGAAUAUGCCAGAUAUGCACUCAGACUACUCUGGCUGGAUUCAAUUCCAGAAGCGACGAUGGAAACGGAGAAGGGCACAGCGAGCAAUGGAAAUAGCUAUGUUCGGAACUGGUGCAAAGACCGACCCACGCGGUGUCCAGGGAUUCCUCCGGCAGCAAGCGAGAAAUAUCUUGGCGUCUUCAUGGCAGAUUUUAGAGAUUGCCGAGACUGAUAUUCCAGGUGAUUUUCGAGUGUGGGCACUCGUCCAGGGCGACCUUCAUUCCAUCAAACUGAGUGUACCCCGAAUAUUUUACGUCAACAGUCGGAUACCUGAUCCCGAUGAGAAUACUGAAAAGGUCGGUGUAAAAAUGGUUAGACGGGUGCGAACACUGCCGCGAUGUCACCCGUGUUUGUUUCUUUACGAGAUGACGAUGGCUGAGCCGUUUUACCGGGAGAACUCCGCCUUAUUUGCGGCUAUGUCGGAUCACCAGGAAAUCGAAGGGGUGUAUGAAAUGCAGGUCCCCCUUCUAUUCCGUGCGUUGAUAAGACUAGGCUGCGUGGCUAAUGUAGACCGCCAGAGGAUCUUGAGCGGGCGUGGAUUAGACCAGGGCUUCGAACUGGACGAAGUGAUUCACAAGGCCAUUGAUUCGCAUACGCCAUACUUGCCGGCAGAUGUCAAGAUCCAUUAUCUUUACUUGUUUCAAACUUCGAAUGGUAACCGAAAGUUUUUCGGACUAUUUUCGACGGUCAUGAAGAAGGGAUGGGUUUUUGUCGUUGACCAAGCAAGGAACAGGGACGCCAUACCAAACUUAUCCAAGAUGUAUGCGGAAAGGAAGAGUGAGACGAAAACUGGGGGCUAUUCUAGUUCUCAACCGUUUAGGCAGACCCAGGUGGAUAAUAUGGCGGAAUCUGAUGCAAUCGAAUACGCAGAUGAUAUUGACAUUACGGCCACCUUGUAUGCGACAGAAGUCGAAGCUAUAAUUGCCAUCAAUCGCUCAUUGCGGGAGUAUCAGCAACAACGCCGUGGUGCCACUGUCCUUGCUCUGCAGGCUGUGAAGACCGCAAAACAGUUGCAAAUGGACGGCAUUUCGGUCAUCUUCGACUUCCCCAUCAUCACGUUACCGACACAUAAAAAAGAUACAAACUUCCCUACACUGGGGUGGCAGCAAUACGUGUGCAAAAGGAUGCUGUCGCAUUUUUUGAAUCUGAACGACUUUUUGAAAGAACGCAUAGCGCUUUCGCGAUAUGCGGAUGUGCCGGUCUGCAAUAUCUCGCAAGAUUAUACCACGUUCCUUGCGGAUCUUGGAUUCGCCAGGCGACUCAAGAGGGCCGAUAUGGUGUUAUGGUACUCUGCAUCUGAUGUACCGGAUCUAGGCGGAUGCGAACAGGACGACCACCGAUUCGAGUUGGAUGAACUCAUCAAUCCAGAAAUCAACAUCCCAGGAUGCUAUGAGACUGUGUGCAUUGAGCUGUCAGUUUGGGAUUUGACGAUGAAUACCUUUAUGCAAUCUGGAUUGAUGGGCGAGAUUGAAGGAGGUGGAGCCGCUUUGGGUGGAAACGGAGUACAGGCCGUUGGGCACCUGAUGGAUGAUUAUACCAAAGGGACAGAGGAAGGGAGCAAUAUUGUUCGAGAUCCAGGUUCGAAUGGGGAUGAGCUUUCGCCCUUAACAUUCAGCAUUUUGAAGUCCAUGGUGAUGGGCUGGGCGGAUGACGUCCGGAGAAGGAACCGACUAGCAUCGUAUAUGCUUGAACAUCUUUAUAGAUGGAUCACCUCUCCUGCGUCUCGCAUGUUCGACCCAGUUUUGCAUACCAUUAUUCAUAGCCUUAUGCGCCGCGUGUUCGUGGAACUGAUGUCCGAGUUCAAGCGCCUGGGAAGUAAAGUUGUCUACGCUACUUUUGACAAAGUUGUCAUUGCAACUACAAAAGUGGAGUUUGUUAACGGGGUGGUCUAUGGGACGUACAUUACCGACGCCAUUACGCGGAAGCCAAUGUUUGAGACCUUAGAGUUGAAGGUGGAGAGAUAUUGGGGUUUCCUGAUGUGGAUGGAUCCGCACAAUUUCGGAGGUAUCAUUUGCGAAAACCCAGAGGAGCUAUUGCAUGAGGGUCGACGUCUAGGGUUGGAUGAUAAGAAACAAGAUACGGAAGAGAGUAGCACGAAAAUACAACCGAGUCUGAUGGCUGACAUGGAAUGGAAUAUGUGCGACUAUCUUCCGCCAGCGGUUCAGCAAAAGUUCAUGAAAACAGUGGCCGAGUAUGUCUUUGAAGUACUCAACUUCAAGCAGAAGAUGCUGGAGACCGGGGUCGCUGGCAGUGUCCGCGACGGCGAUCGGCAUCCUUUGACGCAAUUUCUAAGGGAGCUGCUUAAUACCACCGUAAAGCGAAACUUGUUGAAAGUGGUGCCAGACAUUGUCCACCAUGUUGAGGCUAAGCGUAAUCCGGGAGCAUACGAUUUUCCCCUUCUUCCUGGUUCUCAUUUGACGAUGACGAAUCCAGCCUUAGAGUUUGUCAAAUUUGUCUGUGCGGUCCUAGCCUUGGACACCUGGAAUGAGCGAGAGGUGCGCACCCUCAAGCAAAAUCUGCUGAAGCUGAUUGAUGUCAAGGAGUUUGGCGAAGGUACAAAUUUUGUGAAUCCAUGCGAACCGUUCAAGCUUCCGCAGGUUAUCUGUGAAUAUUGCAAUCAUUGCCGCGAUCUGGAUUUGACCCGCGACAAGGAUCUUUUACCCCGGAGAGUCAACGAUGAUGGUGAUAAUGGUGAAGAAGAGGGAAUUCCAGAUGAAGGCGCAGUUGGAGCAUGGACAUGUCCCUGCUGCGAAACAGAGUACGAUAAAGCAUCCAUUGAGCAGCGACUUUUGGAUAUUGCUCAAAAACGACUCGAAGCGUGGCAGCAUCAAAAUAUUCGAUGUACCCGAUGUCGCUAUGUCAAAGCAGAGGAUAUGAAAGAAGAGUGUGAGAGAUGUCGAGGUACGAUGGUGGGGGAAUAUGUGACAAAUGAUUUCAUGAGACGAAUGGUGGUUUUUGGGAGCAUCGCCAGGUGCAACGGAUUUGAGAUAUUAGGGGAGGUCGUUGGGUGGGCUUUACAACUCUCGUGAGCUAGAUGAUGGGAGAUGGAUGCAAACGACAUGUACUGGUUAUCUGUGGGCAAACUUUUCAUUCUGUAAUUAUUUAUUAUUAUUUGACAGCUGGACAGCUGGACAUUGGGUCAUUAUCACCCAACCCUCAAUUGAGAUCGAAAUGUGAAUAGAUGUUUCAUGUCGGAAAG
Messenger RNA from Spizellomyces punctatus DAOM BR117, 7339 nucleotides. Its product is annotated as DNA polymerase epsilon catalytic subunit. Gene Ontology annotation, molecular function: DNA binding; single-stranded DNA 3'-5' DNA exonuclease activity; DNA-directed DNA polymerase activity. The transcript has 15 exons. The record is from RefSeq and is a predicted model, not a curated record. Bases 111 to 7169 code for a protein of 2352 amino acids. Gene Ontology annotation, biological process: leading strand elongation; DNA replication proofreading; nucleotide-excision repair, DNA gap filling. NCBI's taxonomy places the organism in Eukaryota, Fungi, Chytridiomycota, Chytridiomycetes, Spizellomycetales, Spizellomycetaceae. Gene Ontology annotation, cellular component: epsilon DNA polymerase complex; nucleus.